CCGGGAACAGAUGCCGUCCUGUGCCUGUGCGAGUGGAUGGUGUUGCUGUACCACCGCUGAGCCGAGUGUCUGGAGAGAGGCGUGCUCCGAACUACGCCUCCCAGCAGCCCGUGCCUGCUGACUGAAGGAAGUAGUCACGGUGGUUCCUCUUGGACUUUGGGCAGAGAUUUGAAGCCUGAGAAGCGACAGGCUCCCGACGGUCCUGUUUCAGGCAGCCCGUGCCUCGCCACAAAAAAGGGCAGCUCCUCUCCCCUCCGGCAGAGCCGGGAUGGCGGUGCAGGUGAUGGUUCUGCCUUCCCCCCGCUGUCUAUUCGAUGACCCCGUGCAGAUCCGUGUGGUGGGUCUCCUGCCGCAGCAGGCGGUCACCCUCCGAGUCAGCCUGGUGGACGAGAGCGGGGAGCUUUUCCAAGCCCAUGCUCACUACAGAGCUGGGAGCAGUGGGGAGCUUGACCUCAGCCGCUCCCCAGCGCUGGGGGGCAGCUAUUCGGGAGUGGAGCCGAUGGGGCUGCUGUGGUCUCUGCAGUCUAAAGCGCCCUAUAAGCGGCUGGCGAAGAGGAACGUCCUAACCCCUUUCUGUGUGGACCUGGAAGUGUAUGAGGGCCACGGGGACAUGAGCCACUUGCUGGGAAAAUGCACCAAUGAACGAUGGUUUUUAGGAGAGGGGGUGAAGAGGAUUUCAGUCAGAGAAGGUCACCUGAAAGCAACCCUCUUCCUCCCUCCUGGACCGGGUCCGUUCCCUGGACUUAUUGAUUUGUAUGGAUCUGGAGGAGGUCUUGUUGAAUACAGAGCAAGUCUCUUGGCUAGCAGAGGCUUUGUGACUCUGGCUCUUGCUUACAUGGCCUUUGAAGAUCUCCCUGCUAUGCCAGAGAUUCUUGAACUGGGCUAUUUUGAGGAAGCUGUGAACUUCUUGCGGAAGCAGCAGCAGGUGAAAGAUACUGGAAUUGGCGUUUUGGGCUUGUCUAAAGGAGCUGAUCUAGCCCUUUCCAUGGCCACAUUUCUACCUGGCAUCAAGGCAGCUGUCAGCAUAUCUGGAAGUGGUUUUAAUUCUUUCAUUCCCCUGCGGGGGGAUGGCUUCACUCUUCCUGCCCACCCGUAUGAUUUGGGGAGGAUGAAGACCAGUGACGAGUCUGACCUAGUAGAUUUUUCAGAUGUCCUACAUGAUCACAGGGACCCAGCAACUUGGGAUUGUCGCAUUCCUGUGGAAAGGUCCUUGGCCAAGUUCCUCUUCCUGUCUGGACUGGAUGACAGGAACUGGAAAAGUGACCUCUAUUGCCAGGAUGCUGUUCAGCGCCUUCAGCAGCAUGGACGGGAAGUGGAAUUUUGCUCCUAUUCUGGAGCAGGACACCUCUUGGAGCCACCAUACUUGCCUCUGUGCCAGGCUUCGAUCCACAAAGUGCUUGGGAUGUUUGUGUAUUGGGGAGGGCAGUGGAGGGAGCAUGCCAAAGCCCAAGAAGAUGCAUGGCGCAGGAUACAGGCCUUUUUCUGGCAACACUUAAUGGACUCAGACAUCCCUAAGAGCAAGCUGUAG
This is a messenger RNA of Haliaeetus leucocephalus (bald eagle), 1528 nucleotides long. RefSeq names its product acyl-coenzyme A thioesterase 1-like. Bases 269 to 1528 code for a protein of 419 amino acids. Gene Ontology annotation, biological process: fatty acid metabolic process; acyl-CoA metabolic process. Lineage: Eukaryota; Metazoa; Chordata; Aves; Accipitriformes; Accipitridae. The transcript has 3 exons. Gene Ontology annotation, molecular function: fatty acyl-CoA hydrolase activity. The record is from RefSeq and is a predicted model, not a curated record.